UUCCAAAAUGUUUGUCAUGAGAGGUUUCAACAACCGCAAGAUGAUGUUAUAUUCUUUUUAUGUACUUUUUGUAUGCAUUUUAUUUUAUGUUGUCAUUUGUUUGGGAGCAUAUUAUAAGGACUCAAAUUAUAUUUUUUUCCCUGCUGGGCCUGCAAAACCAGACUUAAACAAAGACAUCAUGGAAGAUGAGGUAUUGCAUACUAAAACACCUACCACUGUGGUGAUCGAGAGGGCCAACAACCAACUGCCAGUCAUAAAAAAUGAGGGUCAUGUGAACAUGCACAUUUUUGAAGACUACUGCGGUGGAUCCAUUGAUCAGUUUAGGAAUAACAUUCUCUAUCCACUAUUUCCCAGUUUGCGUACUACAGUGAGCAGGCUUGCGGUGUCUCCGAAAUCGAAAGAUUAUGGUCUUAGAAUCUUUGGCUAUCUUCACCCUGCAGUGACUGAUGAAUAUAUUUUUGCCAUUGCCUCCGAUGACAAUUCUGAGUUUUGGCUCAGUUUAGACGAAAGUCCUCAAAACCUUCAACGGCUCGUUUAUGUUGGUGAGACAGGAGAUGAAUGGACGGCACCAGGCGAGUAUUGGAAAUUUGCAUCCCAGAUAUCCAAACCCAUCUUGCUAGUGAAAGACAUGAAGUAUUUUUUCGAAGCCCUUCUAAAACAGAAUGAUGGAAUGGAUCAUCUGGAAAUAGCAUGGUGUUUAAACCGCUACAACAGCAGUUUUACAGUGAUAAGCUCUGAGUUUUUAUCAGUAUAUAAAGAUGAAUCAUCUCUACAAAUGGGAGACAUUGAUCACAUACCUCAAACAGAAGCGAGCUAUGAUAGAUUCAUUGAGCCAUUUGCUAAGUCUACCAAACCUACAGGAGACAUGGUCAAAUUAGACCCAAGAGACCAAAUCUAUAAAAUCACAAUGAUGGAUGAAUCCUACUUGAAAGACUUGUUUGUCGAAUGCCAUUACAAACCAAGUUACCUACUCGAAAGAAAGAUUGGACGAUAUGAAGGCGUCAAUUUAAUUUACUUUUCUUCAGUCUACCCAAAUGACCACACAAGGCAAACUCAUGAUCGCACUGAACAUAUGUGCUUCUACAAACAGGAACCAUCAUUUCAGGAAAAUCAAGGGUUUGAACCUUAUCUCUACGAGGUUAAGGAAACUGACUUACAAAAAAACAUUGCAGGUGUUGCUUCUUCAUGGCGGCGUGUCUUUGACGUGAAACCCUUUGAUGUUGCUUCAAAGCAAAAUGCUGCUGCAAUUAAUUCAUGCAAAAAAGCAGGAAACAUUGUGAUGACCCGAAAUGAUGUCAUACCCAUUGUUAGAGCCUUUUUGAAAGCAUUGCAUUCAAAAGAGCCCACACGUGGUUUCUCACUGCUGCGAGUGUUGAAUGUAGUGAGGCGUGAGGACAAUGCUGUGGGCAGCCGGUAUCUGGUGGAACUGGAACUUGUGGGCCCUCAGGGUCAGAAAGUCCUGGUUUCACAUUACGUUUAUGCACCGCAGAUGGAAAUGGACCAGAACGCACAAACAGACCCAAUUCUCUGCAGUCCAAAAGAAUUCAGCUGGAACCCAUCUGCUACUGUUCAUGUAAUUGUGGCAGUGAAAAAUCAGGCCAGAUGGAUCAUACAGUUUAUCAGGGAAAUGGAGAAAAUCUACAGAGUAACUGGGGACAAACACUUUAAUGUAAUCAUUAUAGACUACAGCAGUUCUGAUGUUGAUAUAAAGGAAAGACUUAAAAAAGCAAAAUUACCAAGUUACCAGUAUCGGAAGAUGGAGGGUAAUUUUCAGAGAUCGGGGGGCCUUCAAGCAGGAAUAGAUCUUGUUGAAGAUGAGCACAGUAUUUUGUUCCUGUGCGACCUGCACCUCUACUAUCCUGUGAAUGUAAUAAACUACAUACGUAAACACACUAUCGAGGGAAAGAUGGUCUAUGCGCCAGUUGUGAUGAGACUGGAUUGCGGUGCAUCUCCAAGAGACCCAACUGGUUUUUGGGAGACUGCUGGUUAUGGUCUGAUGGGAAUCUACAAAUCAGACAUGGUCCGUAUUGGUGGCAUGAACACAAAAGAAUUUAAAGAAAAAUGGGGAGGUGAAGACUGGGAGUUGUUAGACAGAGUCUUAGGAAACGGGUUAGAGGUGGAGCGUCUCCAUCUUCGAAAUUUUUUGCACCAUUUCCACAGCAGACAUGGAAUGUGGGACGACAUUCCGGCUUAACAACAGAUGCUUGUUUUCAUGCUGUAAUUAGUUGCAAAUAUUUUGCACACUGCCAUCAUUUAUAACCUGUACUAGUGUAUUAGUGGCCUUUGAAUGACAUUGUUGAAUGACUGAGCAUUGAAUGAAUUAAAAUUCCUAUUCAUGGAUUCAGAAUGAAUUUGUGUUUGUACAGUUAGUAAAUUAUUGUUUUAUUGUUUUGUUUUUUGUUUUACUUUUUAGGUCAAAAUAUUUUGCACUAAUGUGGUGUUUGCAUGUAUAGGUGUACAAAAAUGUGCUAUUCACUAACUUUAUUAUGUAUCAUGAACUAAAUAUGAUUAAUGUUUUUUUUUGUUUUUUUUUACAGCAUUUAUUAACCUUGAUUAAUAGUAAUUAAUUAUAACUAUAUAUACAUACAUAUACAUACAAUAUAUAUAUACUAUUGUGACGAGGAGGAGGGUGUGGACGGGCCCUGAUGAUGCAUGCCUGGCGCUCAGUUGUCUAAUCAGCGGGAGAGAGAUAAGGAGGGGCCAGGAGUCCAGUUCAAGAGAAAGAGAGAGACGCACGUGUUGUGUGUGUGCGCGUCUUUGUUUGCUGCAAAGCACUUUUAUGUUAUGUUUAUUGUCUGUCUUUAAAGUUUACGCUCCUGUUCAGCCGGUUCCCGCCACUUCCUUGCCCAUGCUGUGAAACUCAUUACAUUGGUGCCGAAACCUGGGAGGGAGGAGGGGAUUUCUAAAUUUGCGAAAAUGUCCGGGAUUCGGCUUUAGUUGCAUUAUGAUGUGCAUCUGGUCUAAUACUUUUGUGUGUGUGCUCAUAUUUGCAUUGCUUUAACCCCUCUUUGUAAGUCCCGCCCUCUCGUACACCAAUUGGUGGAUUAUAAGAGGCUUGCAGCAACUAUUGUCCAAAUUCCUGCCUGUCAAUCUCUCCGCGAACGCGCAAAGCGCUGUUGUGUUCAGCAUCAAACAGUUGCUUGACAGUAGCAGCAAAUGACAGCUGAGUGGAAACAAUGCCCAAACAAAAGUGCAAAUUUACAGAAGAUUUGCACAAAAAUUCCCAUGCUUUUACCCAGGUCGAGAUCCGUGGGAAGCAGAAUGUAUGACAUGUAAAGCUGGCACUUAUGUGUCAGUUGCUAACAGGGCUGGAGUGGGAUUCAUAUUCAGCCCGGGAUGUCAUGUCCAAGUCAGCCCACACCCAAAAGGGGGGUUGGGGGUGAAGAUGAUAACAAUAAAACAAGAUCACAGCAAAAAUAUGCAAUAUAUGUAAUUACUUGAAAAUUAUUUAAGCUCUCCAUGUCAUUAUACCACAUACGGCAUUCACUAAGAUUUUCACUUUGUCAUAAGACAUCAUUGUAUGUGUUGUAAAAAUAAGUGAAUGUUAAAGGGAUAUUUGAUCAUUUCCUCACCCUCAUGCCAUCCCAGAUGUGUAUGACUUUCUUUUGCAGAACAUGAAUGAAGAUGUUUAGAAGAACUGUUGGUCCAUUCAAUGCAAGUAAAUGAGAAGCGGUGAGAAACAGAUCAAUAAUUAAGUCAUUUUUUACUAUAAAUCUCCACUUUCACUUUCAUAAGCACUCUUCUCUCUUAAGAGUUCUUCUUCUGUUUUUGGUGAUUUACAUAAGCAUAUCGCCCCAUACUGGGCAGGGAGGAGAAUUUAUAGUAAAAAAAAACAAAAAAAAAACUUAAAUGUUGAUCUGUUUCUUACCCACACCUAUCAUAUCGCUUCUGAAGACAUAGAUUAAACCGCUGGACUUGUAUGGAUUACUUUUAUGCUGCAUUCAUGAGAUUUUUGUACCUUCUGAGUUCUGAUCACCAUUCACUUGCAUUGAAAGGACCAACAUAACUGAGAAAUUCUUCUAAAAAGCUUCAUUUGUGUUCAGCAGAAGACAGAAAGUCAUACACAUCUGGGAUGGCAUGAGGGUGAGUAAAUGAUGAGAGAAAUUUCAUUUUUGGGUAAACUAAGUUUAUUUUAAAGAAUAUCUAGGCACAUAAUAACACUGUAGAGCUGUAAAUGUAUAUAACUCUUUCAAGAUGUACAGGCUCACACUUUAAAUGGUCAGUGCUUUGUAUUUUAGAUAAUUAAAAUAGCAACAGAUCCAGUGAAACAAUUAAGGUUGAGUGAUUGUUUUUACAUUUUUACAUGCCAUUCAAAAACGUGCCAUUUUACAAUGAUAAGAGUGAAAUAUUAUUUGUUAUGCUAAUAGAGUGUCUUUUUCACUGUAUUAAAGUUUGCAUUCAUAGUAACACUGUUUUGAACCCUAUUAUUCCAUUGAGCUUUCCUAUAAGUGAUAUCAUUUUGUUUUAAUUUGUGCUGUAAAUUGUCUGUAUCUGAUUAGUUUAGCAAUAUUGUUCUUGUACUGGUCAUUAGUGUGAUGAGAAUUAGUAGAUGUUGGUGAAGCAUCUGGACUAAAGCUCCAGACCAGCUGAGAGAGGGGAUUGGUUUAUUUGCUCAAGUCUUGUAAUUGCAGGGCUUUAUAAUGGUAUGAGUGGGUUACUGAGUUAUAGAUGUUUCCAGAAUUUUAUUGCCCAUUUUUGUAUUUUUAUAAUUGGUGUAUAUUUGCCUAAUUCUUCCCUGCAUGCAUUAUCUGUUAUGUGCCGGUGUACUUGAAUAUUUUUGCAUUUUGUAUUCUGCACUGAAAAAAGUGAGUGAGAUUUACUGAAAUUUUAUUUCACAAUUUUUUGCACUCUAAGUCAAUUUCAAUUAUAUAAAAUUAAGUCAAAUCUACUUAAUUUCAUGAAAUAAUAUUGAAGUGAGAGAGUUCAUUCAACUUAACCAUUCCAGUAACUUUUACUCACAAAUCUUAUGUAUAUGGAACUUAAAUAAGCUUGGUAAUAUUUAAAUAAACAUUUUACUAGAUCAUUCCACAUUUUUAAUUUUCUUUAUUAAUAACAUAUCGUCGCUGUCUGAUGAAAGGCACGUACCUUGUUAUAAUUCAUUUUUAAAGACCAUGGAAAAACUAUUUUUCUCAUA
Myxocyprinus asiaticus (Chinese sucker) is the source of this 5134-nucleotide messenger RNA. RefSeq names its product beta-1,4-N-acetylgalactosaminyltransferase 3-like. Bases 8 to 2194 code for a protein of 728 amino acids. Gene Ontology annotation, cellular component: Golgi cisterna membrane. The record is from RefSeq and is a predicted model, not a curated record. The transcript has 20 exons. NCBI's taxonomy places the organism in Eukaryota, Metazoa, Chordata, Actinopteri, Cypriniformes, Catostomidae. Gene Ontology annotation, molecular function: acetylgalactosaminyltransferase activity.